AUGUCCCCCAUUCUCGUUUCCGAUGUUGUCUCUGCGCUUGCUUCCAUGAAGGAAUCUUUCCCUGGACCGGAUGGUCUCCACCUUAACACCUUGCUGGAUCGUGCUGCUUUGAAACCACAGCAGAAGUUGAACUUCCUCAAGAAAUUCCUGCUUCUGCGUUUGCACCAUCGUCUCGUUUUCGAUCACCAUCAUAGGGCUGAACUAGUCAAAGGGGACAAGACGAUUCGAAGGGCGGUUCGUAGGUGGCUUCGGCUGCCUGCCGACUGUCCCAACUCCGCCAUCCAUGCACCAGCAAAAUACGGUGGUUUGGGGGUAGCCUCCCUUGAACAACUUGUUUUUGCGCUUAAAGCCAAACGCCCUCGUCUUUUUACCGAAGGGCACACAGAAGAUGCUCCCCUUGCAUCUAUUCCAUCAGGUCUGGUCGAAGACCUGCUUAAUAGAUUGGACACCAGGAGCUUAAAAGGGUAUGAUCAUGUUCCGGCCGUUAACAGCUGGCUGGACCAUGCCCCCACCACCCUUGCCGGCUUUGAGUUCCAGGAUGCCAUCAGAGUCUGUCUAGGCUGUAUGGGCACUCCAGCCCGGUUUUCCCGGGGUGGCAGAAUUGUCGAUCCCUUAUGCAAAUGUGGGCGCAAUGCUCCAAUGAGCCUGCCCCACGUAGCCCAAGCCUGUGGUCUCCGGCAGAAAAGACACGAUAACAUAGUGCUCUUCGUGGCACAAUCGAUGAAAAAGCGUAAUUUGGAUGUCAUUAUGGAGCCUCGUUUUAAUACCGAAAGAGGCCUGUGUAAGCCUGACCUCAUGGUCCGCACGGAUAGGGGCCUAAUAUUCCUGGACGUGCAGGUCCGUCCUGACUGUCAUAUGUAG
Molecule: messenger RNA, 861 nt
Organism: Acanthosepion pharaonis
Lineage: Eukaryota; Metazoa; Mollusca; Cephalopoda; Sepiida; Sepiidae
Source: the annotation of a GenBank genome assembly